Molecule: messenger RNA, 3754 nt
Organism: Eufriesea mexicana
Lineage: Eukaryota; Metazoa; Arthropoda; Insecta; Hymenoptera; Apidae
Product: F-box/LRR-repeat protein 16
Exons: 7
Coding region: 1254-2783 (509 amino acids)
Biological process (GO): SCF-dependent proteasomal ubiquitin-dependent protein catabolic process
Cellular component (GO): SCF ubiquitin ligase complex
Molecular function (GO): protein binding
Source: RefSeq, a predicted model, not a curated record
ACGUCAGCCCAUGUGUAAAAUGAUUUACCUGUCUUGCAUGCGUAUGUCUAAUAAUUCAAAGUCUUUCUAUUGGAAUUGCAUUUGCUAUAUUUAUAUAUCUUUUCUUUCUAUGUUGAUAUACGUGUUGCGAUUAACACGAUACUUAUCUCGAUUGGCGAGUGGUUUGCAUAGUUUCAGGCGUCGCGGCAAAUACGACGGUUCACUGUUCGUCAGGCGUAAAAGGUUGAUUCCGCGCCUGGAAACUACACGGUCUCAUGUGAAUCGAGUGGGGGGGGCAGCCGGACAAGUUCAGCACGAAUAUCGAUUCAGUCUCGCACAAACCACCCCCAUGUACCGUGCCCGUUGCAGUAGCUCCACCUUUUAACUUUGUUUUCCAUUCUGUGUCAUGACUGACACAUAAACAGAGAGGAGCAUCGCGGUAAAAAGAGUGUAUGCAUGGUGCACACCGUGUUUCACAAACAGAACGGAUACUACAGUGACGCGUUUUAUUAUUUUAGCAGCUUUAAAGGGGAUAUAUUAAACGUGAAGAACCGAGAUUGUUAUUGAUAGAAACGUCUUUGCCGAUGAUGCUUAUCGAUUUGAAAACUAAUCUUAAAAAGACAUUAUAUUGUUCGUACAGUUUAUAGUGAGGUGCUUAAGUUUAUUACAUAAACUGAAUUAAUAACCAGGAGACGUGAUACUUUACUUAUCUUAUACGAAGAAUGAUAAUUAUCGAAUGUGUACUUGUAUCUUAUUUCGCAACGUAGCUUCAGCGUUGUCUUUUUUGUUCACUUCUUUCCCCUAUCCUUCAUUCUGGGCAUUCGCCUCCUUUUGCUUUUCUGUUACAUUUUUCGUCAAAUGAUUCGAGUGGCUGUCACAGGCUGUCUAUUAAAAUAGAUCCUUCCAGUAAAACGUUUCAUCAUCGAUUCGUCGUGUGCUACGUGUUCUCUCGAAGGGUUGCGUUUCGUUUUUCUCGACCACGCGCGUUGAUACAGCCGUUGAUAAAUUUAGAAAGUUGUUGAGAGUUAUAAUCGAACGUUUUUCAUGGAAUUAACGAUUGACCUUAUGUGCCUGGGGAUCUCGUGAUUGUCGCGGACGUGGCUGAAAAUUACGAACGCAAGAGAAAGAAGAGAAACCGUGCAAAUUUGGAAGAUUGAGUUUUGUUCGCGUGUCUGUCGAAUAUGAAACACUUCAACUACGGCCACACGCAUUCCUAUUCAUCUUGACUACGAAUCGUGGGUGAACAAAGGAAGUGCGCCUCCGCUUCUUGAGAGAUGUCUUCGAUAUCAGCGCAGGGGGUCGUCGAAAGAGCCAGCGCCGAAUUGACCAAGAGAAUCAACGGUCUGGGGCUGAGAGCGUCUAAACAUCAUGGUGGGGGAAAGGCGAGCGUCAUGGAACGCGUUACGCACGUGUUCUGCGGGAGUGGCGGGGUUCCGUACACGAAUUUGCAGAGCGCGAACAAUGCGAACGCAACCCCGGAAAAGCCGAGCAGGAGCGUACCAACGUCGAUGAGCAACAUGCCAUCAGCGAACAACAAGAGCCUGAACACGGUCGGCACUCCCAGUAGAGCAAGGAUAUCGAGAAAUCGACCGAAAAAUGUGCCACUGGCGAGUGGUGGAACAGGCGGAUACGUUGCGCCGGCCACGUGGGAUCAGCUGAUGGAAGACGAUCAUUUUCUCAGCAAAUUUUUCCUCUACUUUACCGCCAUUGAAAGGAGGAUUUUGGCACAGGUUUGCUCAAAAUGGAGGGACAUACUUUACGCACGACCUCGACUCUGGGCGGGUUUGGUGCCUGUAGUAAGGUGUCGAGAAGUGCGUGCUAUGCCUCCUGGUUCGCGCACGCAACUCUACGUCUCCUUGGUCAGAAGAGGAUUUCAUUCAUUGGUUCUUCUCGGUGCGUCGGACGAGGAUAUCCCCGAACUGACACAUGGAUUCCCGUUAGCGCAGAGAAACAUUCACUCUUUGUCUCUGAGAUGCUGUGCAGUUACUGACAGUGGACUAAAAGCGCUUCUAGAUCAUUUACAGGCGCUGUUCGAGCUUGAAUUAGCUAGUUGCAACGAGAUAACGGAAGCCGGCCUGUGGACUUGCUUGACACCUAGAAUAGUAUCGCUCUCCUUGUCGGAUUGUAUCAAUGUGGCCAAUGAAGCUGUCGGUGCUGUCGCUCAAUUGCUGCCGAGCCUCUACGAAUUCUCAUUACAGGCUUACCACGUAACUGACGCCGCCCUUGGAUAUUUCCAUGAAAGUAGCUCCCUUAGUAUUCUCAGGCUUCAAUCCUGCUGGGAACUCACUAAUCAUGGUGUAGUCAAUAUUGUACAUUCCUUGCCCAAUCUGACUGUUCUAUCGCUGUCCGGAUGUAGCAAAGUAACAAAUGAUGGUGUUGAAUUGAUAGCAGAAAAUUUGUCCAGGCUUCGUUCAUUAGAUCUAAGCUGGUGCUCGAGGAUCACUGACUCGGCUUUGGAGUAUAUUGCUUGUGAUUUGUACUACUUGGAAGAGCUUACUUUGGACAGGUGUGUGCACAUCACAGACAUCGGCAUGGGUUACAUUUCCAGGAUGAGAUCAUUGAGUGCAUUGUUCUUGAGAUGGUGCAUACUACUUAGAGACUUUGGACUUCAGCACUUGUGUGGCAUGAAAUCCUUACAAGUACUCUCGGUGGCAGGUUGCCCGUUGCUCACAAGUAGUGGAUUAUCUAGUUUGAUUCAGCUUCGGCGUUUACAUGAGCUAGAGCUAACCAAUUGUCCAGGAACUUCUCAGGAGCUGUUUGACUAUUUACGUGAACAUCUGCCGCGCUGCCUAAUCAUCGAAUAAAUGAUGCUUCACUAAAAGUACGGCAACAACUCUAGAGAUUCCUUUACGUUUCACCCAUAAGACGUUUCUAUUCCUAUAGGGCGAGACAGCAACAUAAAAAGAUGUUUCACGUAAAGUACUACAUAGAACGGACGAUUGUAUAAGAGGAGAUGAUGCAGAUGCAGAUAAGGAAGAAACAAUUAACGUCCAAAUGCGGAUACUACCGCAUACUAUGUUCUCUCUUUCAAUGACAAAGAGUAUAAAAUGGAAAAACAGAUAUAAAAAAGAAAAAAAGAAACACUAGCCCCUAAAACCAUGCAAAUGUUAACACUAAAAUAGCGCGUAGACAUUUUUAAUACACCAGAGCUCCCGUAUGAAUCGCACUCCUUUUUCGCCGAUAUUAGAUUUUCGAUCGAAUCGAACGAUUCGAUUUAUUGUGUUGUUUCUUUUUUCUUUUUCAUUUUUGUCGAAAGUGUUAAAAAAAAAGAAAAAAUAGGAAAAAAAGGAAAUUUAAGAAAAAAUGAAAAAAAGUAUGCGCCUCCCGAUAACUCGGUAUCCUGUACAGAGUUUUACACAUCGCCGCUUGAUAGAGAAAAAAAAAAGUAAACCGAAAGACAGUUUAAUUAUAGUAGAUUCUCACUAAAAAGAAAAAAAACAGCUGAAAAAAAUAAAAGAAUGUAGAGAUUGUUCGAUGAGACGGCAUGACAGACUCAAUAACAGUUAGAACUGUGAUAAAUUUUUAUUAUGCGUAUAUUAUUCUACUCCGUUUAUGUUAUGUAACGACUAUGUUUAGGUCGUUGUUUAUCCUGCUUCAACAUUUUAAGGAUGCGCGUGAUUAUCGACGCGUUAGAUGCGGUGCUUUUGAGACAAAAAAAUGAGCUACUUAGUGAAGUGAUUAAAAAAAAAGAAAAAAAUAAGCAAAAAAGAAAUGAAAAAAAGUGCAGAAAAACAUUCCGGUUGCGUGUUAAAAAGACCUUUCGUUUACAAGACAU